Akanthomyces muscarius is the source of this 1731-nucleotide messenger RNA. RefSeq lists its product as uncharacterized. Gene Ontology annotation, molecular function: zinc ion binding; DNA binding; DNA-binding transcription factor activity, RNA polymerase II-specific. Lineage: Eukaryota; Fungi; Ascomycota; Sordariomycetes; Hypocreales; Cordycipitaceae. Gene Ontology annotation, biological process: DNA-templated transcription; regulation of DNA-templated transcription. Bases 1 to 1731 code for a protein of 576 amino acids. The transcript has 9 exons. The record is from RefSeq and is a predicted model, not a curated record.
AUGUCAAGCGCCAAAGCCACCAAGAAGAGCGCCUUUUCCUGCGAGCCCUGCCGUCGCCGCAAGGUAAAAUGUGGUGGCGAGCAGCCCAUGUGCCAACGAUGCACCUCGCGCAACGAUGAAUGCGUCUACAAGCUCAACCCCACGCUCUCGUAUACCCAGCGCCUCGAGAAGCGCAUCAAAGAACUUGAGGACCAGCUUGCCUCUGCAUCAAGAUCGCCUCCUUCCAUCACCGCCUCUGCGCACUCCAGUCCUUCCACCGCCAGCAUCGGCCUGCACGAUGGUCGCUCCCCUCCAAAGUCCCAUCCCGACGAGCAUUCCUUUAGCCGCAGCUUCAGCGGCCUCAAAGUCGACGACAAAGGCCGUAUCACGUUCGGCAACGGUGCCACCGCCAAUGACCGGCCCGCACUGCCCACCUCGAAUGGUGUGUACACAUCUGCCGAACUCGACCAGUCGAUAAGAGAAAGGCUGGUCGCCAAUGCGAUGCAACAACGCGCCCUCGAAAACUUCUCAGCAACACCCGAACCCUUUCAAUAUCUGCUCAACGUUCACUGGUGCUGGAUUCAACCACUCUUCAUGUUCAUUUAUAGACCGGCCUUUACUCGUGAUAUGCAGAAUAUGGGCCAAUACUACUCGCACAUGCUCCUCAACGCACUCAUGUCGCACUCCGUAAACUGGGGCAGAAAUGAUCCGACUACGCGCCGUCUACUAGACGAGCACUAUGGUGGCGGAGAGAUCUUUGGCAAACACGCCCGCAGUAUGCUUUUCGAAGACAUGAAACGCGGGGCUUGUACAAUACCAAUGGUACAAACUUUGCUGCUCCUCAGCGCCGAGGAAUGUGCUUUUGGGAAUACGAUCCAAGCGUGGACGUACAGUGGUCUCGCCUUUCGCCUCAUGGACCAAAUAGGCGUUUGCUUUGACGGCCAGCGAUAUCCCGGCUCUGUUCCUCUCAACGAAGAAGACAUCGAAAUUCGCCGUCGAAUAUUUUGGAGCAGCUUCUUCUGGGACAAGAUGCUGAGUUUGUACAUGGGUCGAAUGCCGACCCUGCACCUCACCCCCGCUUCGCCGCCACUUGUCAUGUACGACGACUCUGCCGAAAAUGAGCCCUGGGAGCCCUUUGGCAUGCCGCCCGAUGGCAGAACGUGGAACUAUCCAUCUUCCACUGCGUACUCGGCCACCUGCUUCAUCGCCAUGAUCCGGCUUUCGCUCAUUUUCAACGAGAUCCUGCUGCACAUGUACGAUCCCGUCAUCCCCAAUACCGAGAGCGAAAUGCUCGAGUGCUUGGCGACUCAAGGCCCGGCGCUAGAGAAGUGGUGGGAGGAUUUCCCCCUAAAUCUUAAAAUGGACGCCGCCCAUCUCCCGGCGAUUGGACCCCCAACGCAUCUUUUCACCUCCAACUGCGUAUUUCACACAUACAAAAUCUUGCUGUAUCGGCCAAUGCUCACUCGACGAUACGACACGGACAUCGACGGCCAACUGCCGUGGAACACGUACCUCGUCCACUGCGUAACAUCAGCGACUGCCACCAUUGCCAUUUUCGAUCUCUUUGCCCGGACGUACAGCAUCAAAUACUGCGCCCUGUCGAUAUCGUAUAGCAUGUACAUUGCCGCGUCUGUGUUCCUGCUGCAAGUUCAAGCCAUGCCGAGCGACUUCCAGGCCAUCAGACGCUUGGACUAUUGCCUCCACAUGCUGCACAGAGUCAUGGUGUUCAAUCCCAUUAUCGCGUCCUCUUGA